Ceratina calcarata is the source of this 4292-nucleotide messenger RNA. It is a transcript of the gene Cbl, whose product is annotated as E3 ubiquitin-protein ligase CBL. Gene Ontology annotation, biological process: cell surface receptor signaling pathway; negative regulation of epidermal growth factor-activated receptor activity. Gene Ontology annotation, molecular function: phosphotyrosine residue binding; ubiquitin protein ligase activity; receptor tyrosine kinase binding. Gene Ontology annotation, cellular component: membrane raft; plasma membrane. NCBI's taxonomy places the organism in Eukaryota, Metazoa, Arthropoda, Insecta, Hymenoptera, Apidae. The transcript has 8 exons. The record is from RefSeq and is a predicted model, not a curated record. The coding region runs from base 373 to 2616 and encodes 747 amino acids.
CCACAGGCUCACAAGCACGCUCUGGGCACGCUUGAUCGUGUCAGUGUCGAUUCGUUGUGAGCGGUUGUGGCCUGUGGGUAUCUUCAGGUAUCCUCUGUUGUCAGUACGGUCAGUACGGAGUAGCAAGACUAGGAUGUGGUAUCGUGCAACGUUAUGGUAUAUCUCGUGGCCGCGACUUCGUGAGAAGCUCGUCGAGUUAGUGGACGCGUCUCGUUGAUGGAAAUGCGGUAUAGCGUAACAUUGUCACGAGUGCAGGGCAGGUUAACCUAAGGCGAAGUGUUGGUUGGUUUUGUCGAAAAGUGAAGUGCGGAAUAGAAGUGUGCGAGACUCGGAUCAGGGAACAAGCACCAAGAAAUCCCGGUGCUGUGGGAUAUGCACGCACACGUCAAGAUGUCGUCGGGAGGACAUAGCAGUCGUACACGAGCUGUGCACAUAGGUUCGAUCUUCCAGAAGCUUCACGGUCGCUUUGCUGACCCUAUGACACUGCCGAAACUUUCGACCGACAAGCGAAUGCUGGAUAAGACCUGGAAGCUUAUGGACAAAGUGGUCAAGCUGUGUCAACAUCAACGGAUGAACUUAAAAAAUUCGCCGCCGUUCAUCCUGGAUAUACUCCCGGACACGUAUCAACGAUUAAGACUGAUAUACAGUAAAUACGAGGACAGGAUGCAGGUGUUACACAGCAAUGAGCACUUUUGUGUGUUUAUCAACAACCUAAUGAGAAAGUGCAAACAGGCUAUCAAGUUGUUCAAAGAGGGCAAGGAGAAGAUGUUCGACGAGACGUCUCAUUAUCGUAGAAAUCUGACCAAGCUUAGCCUCGUGUUCAGUCACAUGCUGUCCGAAUUGAAAGCCAUUUUUCCAAACGGAGUUUUUGCUGGACACAAGUUUCGCAUCACGAAAGCGGACGCGGCCGAGUUUUGGAAGGAAAGCUUCGGGAUCAGCACACUGGUACCAUGGAAGGUAUUUAAAGAAAAAUUGAAUGAAGUUCAUCCCAUUAGUUCUGGAUUGCAAGCCAUGGCAUUGAAAUCCACGAUAGAUCUCACGUGCAAUGAUUACAUUUCGAACUUUGAAUUCGACGUCUUUACUAGGUUAUUUCAACCAUGGUCCACUCUUUUACGUAACUGGAAAAUUUUGGCUGUGACACAUCCUGGAUACGUGGCUUUCCUCACUUAUGAUGAAGUGAAAGCGCGUUUACAAAAAUAUUGUAGCACUAGACCUGGAAGUUACGUAUUCAGACUAAGUUGCACAAGGUUAGGGCAAUGGGCAAUUGGUUAUGUUACAUCGGAUGGAGAUAUUCUUCAAACGAUACCUCACAAUAAAAGUCUCUGUCAAGCACUGCUAGAUGGAUAUAGAGAAGGAUUUUACCUGUAUCCUGAUGGCCGUAAUAUAAAUCCAGAUUUAACAUGGGCUGUUCAACCCACACCAGAGGAACACAUUAAAGUCACAGCAGAACAAUAUGAAUUGUAUUGUGAGAUGGGUAGCACAUUCCAGUUAUGUAAAAUUUGUGCAGAGAAUGACAAAGAUGUGAGGAUAGAACCUUGUGGACAUCUGUUAUGUACACCAUGUCUCACAGCUUGGCAGGAUUCUGAGGGGCAGGGUUGUCCAUUUUGUCGAGCUGAGAUUAAAGGAACCGAACAAAUAGUAAUCGAUCCUUUUGACCCACGAAGAACGCAUCGACCAGGAACACAAUCAGCAUCUGUUAGUAACGCGUCAACCCCUACACGGGACCUUGACCCGGACACCGAGGAAAUCCUGGAUUUGUGUACAGGAAAUUGCGGAUUAAUGUGUGAUGACUCAGAUGAAGAAGACUUCAGCCCGACGAAUUCACCCCUUUUGACGCGUCGAAUCGUACCCAGCCCACCGUUACCUCCCCGCCGACCAUCUCCAUCGCCGACGCCGAAUAGUCACUCCAGAAAUGGUCGUCAUUUAACAGUUCCCAAAGAGAAUGCCCCACCGCCACCGUCCUCGUCAACGGUCAACACCACGUUUAAUUCAAACACCGACAAUCAGCAGAAUAAUAACUUGAACGCUGAAGCAGGAUACGAUAUGCUUCAUCGUGCUUCCUCGCCAUCUCCGAUACCGCCAAUGAUGCCCCCGGUACCAUUCGCGGUAUCCCGCGGCCACUCGCGUCGUUCACAAGCGAAUCACGUAUCCGUAGCGCAACCGCAGCCACCGCCAACGUUACCCGAAAAACCUAGUCGUGCUAAUAACGGGUCACUGAUAACGACGGGCAGUCAGAUCGCUACCAGCAAUAAUGUGCCGCCAGUACCACCACCCUUGUCGGUACCUCGUCCGCCUAAAGCGAAAGAGCACAACAAACAGGACCAUCACUACGAAAAUACGAUCGUGAUACCCGGUACAAGACAGCACGUCGUGAGGAACAUUAAUCUGGAAGCAAAUACGGCUCGAUUGUCCGCCCUGAUGAGAGGUAAGGACGAUCCCGCUGGUCCCACUAAACCGGAAUUUGCGGCGUACGAGAACGUGAACGUCGAACACAUUUCGAAGCUGACAGCACAAGGAUUCGCGCAAGACGCCGUAAUUAGGGCGCUUGGUAUUACUAGGAACGAUCUUGAAAUGGCUUGCGACAUACUGCACGAAUUUGCUACGAAAUCGUCUUGACCAGGAUCAAAUACCAAGGGCUCAUAACUAGUUCUACUGGCAGCACUUUUGAUGAACAUUAUGCGCAGAAACGUAUAGAAAAUUGCUAUCUUGUUGCUGGGAAAGCUAUCGUUUCUGUAAGCUCAGACGUUCUCAUAAUUCGAGCAAUACAAGGCUGAGAAGCCACCAAAGGCAGAGGUGUCCUGCCAGAGUUAGUCUUCAAUGUCCUCGAUCAUUUUUCGCAUGCAAAUCAUUGCGUCGAUUCCUCUUUAAUUUCGUGCUACGUGAAUGAAAGAUAUUUGUGAAUGGAGGUGUUCCGAAAUGCCAGUGUAUUUCUCUCGCUAAAUAUGUACUCGUGUAUAAAUAUGUACACAAUACAGACAAACAAAUAAAAGAAGACUGCUUAGAACUGCGAAAAGGUGUGACGAGUGUUACAAAUAAAUAAAUAAAGAAAUAGAAGUUGAAAUUGACGAGAAAUAGUUUGCGGCUACUAAGUACAAAGUUCUUUUCCGACUUCCGUGAUCGAUGGCAAACAAAAGUUGCUGUUACAUUUUUCCGACGUAAAUAGUUCACCUUUUGUAUAGACUAAUAACCAUUUCUCGAUUUACUUAAUAUGAAUAAUAAAUAUACGUUUUUAAGGAGAGAAUUCUCGCAUUAUUGUACAGUGGCCAAAAUCAAUAGGCUAAUGUAAAAAAAAAGAUUCUCUCUUUUUUGUUAAUAUAUAUUAUAUGAUAUAUACGUAUACGUAUAUUCCCCUUUCUAUUUGCUUGGAAAAAGGAGUAUUUGGAUAAGAUUUUUAUGAAAUAUGUAAAAUAAUAUCUUUUACAGACACAAAAUUAAUUUUAAUUACCAGCCAGUCUCUACUCUUUUUUCCAAAUUCAAUACAAAGGAGAAUAACUUUUUCGAAUUUCUUACCUACUCCGUAGGAUCGAUAGUGUUAUGCACAAAGAAUACUUUGUCGUUCGCGUGCAACAGUUAGCGUUAUUUAUCAAAUGUGAUACUUAUAUGUUAAUCAUUUUUAAUUGCACACACAAUGAACAAUAUUCAAAUCGAUUCAUGAAAGUGAGAACUUGUUAAUUGAUAUUCAACUAUUCAUAGAAAGAAACGAAUGCCAAAAAAAGCAAUUUACUCCGAAAUAAUAUUUAUUUAUUCAAUAACUCUUGCUGAAUAAUUUACUGAAAGUUCAGGCAUAAAAAUACUCGUAGUUAUAAAAUAAUUUAGUGUACGUACAAACAGCAAUCCUUCGUAAUUCUGUGACUUUUGUCUCAUAUCGAUUCAUAUCUGAACAAAUAUAUAAAAGCAAGAAAUUUGUGAUGAUUUUAAAAUUUAUAUGUACAAAUACUUUUUGUUCGCGUAAUACAUUCGUUGUCAAUGAGAGAGGAGUGCAGUAUUCUCUUGUAACGAAUCGCAUCGGAUCGAUUCUACCUCGCCAUCAUACCAAAGGGAAUGUCGUUGUUCUAUAAUUGAGCGAAAUGCGUUAUCUAAUACCGUCUAUCUAACAGAAACGACUCGUUUGAAACCGUAGACUGUAUAUUUCGGAGAAUGCAAUUAAAUUAUUUAGGGAAUUAGGGCACGAGUCAAGGCGUAUUACGGUUGCGAUUUGUAAAAUUGUGAAUAUUCUUGUUUUAUGGGCAGAAACGUUCUAUUUAAGUUGAUUAAUAGCCAGUUAAAAAAAUACACGUUUAUUUGAUUCAUCA